This is a messenger RNA of Botrytis sinoallii, 1207 nucleotides long. RefSeq lists its product as uncharacterized. Bases 1 to 1053 code for a protein of 350 amino acids. The record is from RefSeq and is a predicted model, not a curated record. NCBI's taxonomy places the organism in Eukaryota, Fungi, Ascomycota, Leotiomycetes, Helotiales, Sclerotiniaceae. The transcript is spliced from 2 exons. Gene Ontology annotation, molecular function: oxidoreductase activity, acting on NAD(P)H as acceptor.
AUGAAUACAUUGAUCAAUUCUGCUUUCAGAUUUUCCACUCGUCCUCUUAUAAAACGUUCUUUUAAUCUCCAUUUCUCUGCAAUUCCUGCUCGUUACAUGAUGAAUUCUGAAACCUCGGCAUAUCAAAGUUCUUUUGGAGCUGGAGGCAAUUCGGGCGAUUCUCCAAAGCAGAUGAGUCAAUUGCAAAAUCUCAAGUUAAAUGAUGGGACUGAGAUUCCAAUGCUUGGGUAUGGCCUUGGAACUGCUCAUUACAAGCCCAAUUUAGAUGGUCAGAUCGAUAAUGAGAUUGUGAAAACGGCCGUCAUGGCCAUCAAUGCUGGCUACUAUCAUUUAGAUGGAGCUCAAGUGUAUGGAAAUGAAACCGAGAUGGGUAUGGCAAUCAAAGAAUCCGGUGUUCCUCGAGAGAAAUUCUUCAUAACUACCAAGAUUACUGGUACCAAAGUAGUUGACACACAAGCUACCUUUGAAGAAUCUCUGAAGAAGCUUCAACUCGACUAUGUCGAUCUCUACUUGAUUCACGCUCCAUACUUCGCCAAGACCCCUCAAGAUUUACAAAGAAAGUGGGCAGAGAUGGAAGCAAUUCAUGCAUCCGGAAAAGCGAAAUCUAUUGGAGUGUCUAACUUCCUACAAAAGGACAUAGAAACUAUUUUGGAGACGGCGAAGAUUAUCCCUUCCAUCAACCAGAUCGAAUAUCACCCUUACCUUCAACAUGGAUCUCUGAUUCCUUUCCUUCGCGAGAAGGACAUAGCAAUAGCAGCCUACUCUCCGUUGACCGCUGCCGUCAAGGCUUCUCCUGGACCUUUGGACGAUACCUAUUCUCUUCUAGCUAAGAAGUAUGGAGUCACACCCGGUGAGAUUGCAUUGAGAUGGGUCAUUGAUCAGGGAAUCGUGGCAUUGACUACUAGUGGAAAUGAGGACCGAUUGAAGGGAUAUCAGAAGAUUAAACAAUUCAAACUGACACCGAAGGAGGUGGAGGAGAUUGCUAAGAUCGGUAGCGAGAAACAUUAUAGGGGCUUUUGGAGGGAUAAGUUUGCACCGGAGGAUAGGUCAUAGAUGGGAAGAUUGGUGGAAAAAUCGAGGAGUAUUUGGCAAAUACAUCUGAUCAUUGGACUUCAUUCCACUUCAUUGCGAGGUUAGAUUUUUUGUGCUUUUACUGGCAUCUUACCUCUUAGCCGUCUUAUGCCAUCAACAAUACCAAUCCUGAGUU